AUCGCCUCCACUCUAUUCUUCACGCACACACUUUCGCACUUCUUCACACGCAACUUCCUCUCUUCUAACGUUACUGCUAUAUAUAUAUACCCACACUUGCGUUUCUUCUUUCUUCAACUUAAACACUUCUUUAUCAGACCGAAAAGAAAAAAAUAGUGAUAAUAAUGGCACUUGAAGCUCUUAGUUCGCCAAGAUUAGCUUCUCCAGUUCCAACUCUGUUUCAAGAUUAUGCUGUUGGCUUCCAUGGAAGCAAAGGCAAGCGAUCUAAGAGGUCAAGAUCCGAGUUCGACCGCAGUCUCACGGAGGAUGAGUAUAUCGCUUUAUGUCUCAUGCUUCUUGCUCGUGACGGUAAUCGAACCCGAGACCUGCCUUCUUGUUCUUCCUUGCCGCCUCUGCUUCCUACUCCUACUUCUACACAUACCCACAAGUGCAGCGUCUGCGACAAGGCGUUUUCUUCUUACCAGGCUCUCGGCGGGCACAAGGCGAGUCACCGUAAAAAGUCAUCGCAGACUCAGUCUAGCGGAGGAGAUGAGAAAUCCACCUCGUCGGCUAUAACUAUCGUGAGACACGGCGGAGGAAGUGUGAAACCGCACGUUUGCUCGAUCUGCAACAAGUCGUUCGCGACAGGCCAAGCUCUCGGUGGCCACAAACGGUGCCACUACGAAGGCAAGAACGGCGGCGGUGGGAGCAGCAGCGUGUCUAUCUCCGAAGGCGUGGGGUCCACAAGCCACGUCAGCAGCGGCAGCCAUCAUCACCACCACCACCACCACCGUGGGUUUGACCUCAACAUCCCGCCGAUACCGGCGUUCUGGACGGUCAACGGAGAAGAAGAGGUGAUGAGCCCCAUGCCGACCAAGAAACUGAGGCUCGAGUAGAACUUAUAAAGGAGUUACAGAUUCAGCUAGCAGUUACAUGAAUUUGUUAUACUGUACAUAAUACCAAUUUUUAGAUUCCACUUCUUGUUCUUCUUCAUUGAAUCAGUAUCCUUCUUGUAAUAUUUGUGUAGCUUUCUUGUCUUCUUUACCUAAAUUUGUCAAGUACGUUUCAGUUUCUAAAGAACAUAGAUUACAACCGGUU
Molecule: messenger RNA, 1077 nt
Organism: Brassica napus (rape)
Lineage: Eukaryota; Viridiplantae; Streptophyta; Magnoliopsida; Brassicales; Brassicaceae
Product: zinc finger protein ZAT6-like
Exons: 1
Coding region: 165-875 (236 amino acids)
Biological process (GO): response to stress
Molecular function (GO): DNA-binding transcription factor activity
Source: RefSeq, a predicted model, not a curated record